CCCACACAGCAGCAUCAGAGAAACACACACACACACACUCUUUUCUCAGUGUGUGUGUGUGUGUGUGUGUGUGUGUGUGUGUGUGUGUGUGUGUUCAGUUGCAGAUAAAGGAAGUAUGUAGUUGGGCCGGAGGGGCCCCUUCUCAGUUGCAGAAGUGAAACAGGCUGUGUCACACUGUCUUGAGCACUUCAGACUGACAACCAAAAGAAGCAAAAGGAGAGACAUUGAAGAAGAGGAGAGUCGUCUCUACCAUGCUGGCCGAAGGUUUUCUCAGAGUGCAGCAUUACAGGGAGGAGAAGAAACUUGCCUCUGCUUCUAGACGACACAAAACGCAGACGCAUGGUACGGAUCAGGUCAGCUGUACUCUCUCCAGCUCCGACUCUACAGAUUCACUGUCAUAUUCAACCGAAGCAGAUCCAAAUCAGGAAGAGUUAGACUCCACCCAACCCCAGCGACUGAGAGUUGGGCCUCCAGGCCCCAUAGGCCUUUCAAUCCCUGGAUGUCCACCUGCCCUCACCCUGGACCAGGACUUCACAGUUUGCAUAGACGACUGUAGCCUGUUGGAACUGUAUCCAGACCUACAGGUGGCAGACUCAGGCCGCAUCUCGCACAACCCGCUGAGAGCCGCCAUCGCCCAGCAUGGUUUGUACACACCUGUCUUUGAAGUUCAACAUCACGCAGAGAGGGCAGCCCAGCAGGAGCUGCAGAGGGAGCCUGUUUCAUCCAUACCAGACCAGGGAUAUCUGGUCAUGGGGUCCAGUGUGAAUGUGAGCCUGGGCCUGCCUGGAUCUGGCUUGGAGCCCAUGUCGAACUCGGUUCUGAACGGGCUGCUGGAGAAACAGCUGGAGGAGGUGUACAUGCAGCACCUGACCGACAACUUGGUUCGAUGCAACCCGUACCUGGAGAACAGCCUCCUGCGCGGCCUAGUGCUGCCACAGGGGCCCGACUCACUGGAGGUCAGUCUGGAGGAAGGACCAGGAGGAGGAGCGGAAAAGAAAAUCAGUUAUCUGAGCACCCACAACGUAGUUCCCUACUCGUCUAACUUCAGCUCCCCUGUGCUGAGGAUUUCAGAGAAUGAUAAUACUCAUCUGAAAUGAAACAUGAAGGAACACAUCAGGCAAAAUGAAAUGUAGCUGACUCUAUUGAUUCUACUGACUCUUUCUUUUGACACAGAUCAGUAAAAAAUAUUUUUUUUAAUUUUCUAUUUCUGUAUCUACAUCAUCUUUGUUUACUUGCUUGAUAAAAAAUGAUGCCUCAAUUUGACCUGCUUUCAUGUGCCACCUGCUGUUGAAUUGUUGUACUACACCACAGUAACUUUACCUGUAGUUCAUGAGAAGUUAUUUUCCUGACAUUUACAGUGGGUGUGUGUAAGGUAGGUAAUAUAACAGAGCAAAGUGUAAAGUGUUAUACUGCACCCUGGAGAGUCCUCGUGUACGCAUAGUCAUGUAUAUGUCUGUAAACAACCCCUCUGCUGUAAACCAACUCAAUGAGAGAAACAUUAAAUCAUCAGUGAUCUUAA
Hippoglossus stenolepis (Pacific halibut) is the source of this 1519-nucleotide messenger RNA. RefSeq lists its product as uncharacterized. The coding region runs from base 252 to 1097 and encodes 281 amino acids. Gene Ontology annotation, biological process: regulation of toll-like receptor signaling pathway. NCBI's taxonomy places the organism in Eukaryota, Metazoa, Chordata, Actinopteri, Pleuronectiformes, Pleuronectidae. The record is from RefSeq and is a predicted model, not a curated record. The transcript is spliced from 2 exons.